UGGCUGUGCUCUGGAUCCACGUUGUACCGGGUUGGGGGUACGCUCGGGAGAGUGGAUAUGGCCUGGCGGAAUCAUUGCUUGCGUGAACUGCAGGGACCUCUGCUCCCUCCCAAGGACCUGGAGGAGGAAGACGAUGACUCUCUGCAGGAGGAUGUGGAGGAGGGUGAAGACCCGUUGUUUGUGGACGCCGAGGAGCUCUGCAGUGGGGGCGUCAAGGCUGGCAGCCUCCCCGGGCGCCUUCGCGUUCUAAUUUUUGAUGAAAACACUCAAGAGAAUUGUGACGUGUUUGGACGUUUUCCAAUGAACAGUCCUUGGUGGCGUGUGAAGGUCCAAGUGAAGCCCAUGGGAUUGAAGAGAUACCAAGUUCAAGGAUUUCCAUCUUACUUUUUACAGUCUGAUAUGUCACCACCAAAUCAAAAACAUAUCUGUUCCCUCUUUCUUAAAGACUGUGAAGUCUCCAGUGAUAAUAUAAAUAAGUUUUUAGCAUGGGUAAGUGAUGUAUCAAGCUAUAAAGACCUCAACUUUGAAAAUAUUAGGGAAACAUUAAGAACUUUCCAGCAGGAAAUUGGAAGGAAUGGUCAAAAACAGUCUACACAGAAUAAACAGGAACAGUCAUCCCCAGAUUGUGAGACGUACUGUCCUCUGGAAAGCACAAUUCCAUUUAUAACUGUAAUGAGAGCUUUGAAGUUUCCCAAAAUCAUGGAAUUCCUUCCGGUUCUUCUGCCUCGACACUUCAAAUGUCUUAUAAGUUCAGGUUCUAACGAGGUCUUGGAAGAGAUAGAAGAGAUUUUAGGUACACAUCCAUGGAAACUUGGAUUUAGCAAAAUAACCUACAGAGAAUUGAAGCUUUUGCAGUGUGAAGCGAGCUGGCCAGCAUUUUGUCAGUGCAAGUCUCUUCUCAAAUUGAUAACUGAUCUGGAGAAGAAUGCGUUAAUAAUAUAUGCUACGCUGAAGCAGAUCUGUCGAGAACACGGGCACACAUUUGUUGAAGAAGCUGACUUAACUUCUCAACUGUUAGGCCAUAUGUCUUUCCAUGAUGCUUGGCAGUCUCUGAAGUUUUUGAAGGAUAUUGGUGUGGUGACAUAUGAGAAGUCCUGUAUCUUUCCUUACAGCCUUUACCAGGCUGAAAGACGCAUUGCCUCUUCAGUAUGUGAGCUGAUGAUGAGGCCUCCAUGGCAUUUGCAUGUCGAUGUCAGAAAGGUGCUUCAAUCUAUUCGCACCGCAAAACCUGAGAAUUCAAGAAGUGAUGAUACAUUGAAGGAAGGUACACCCGAUGAAACAAGAUUAGAAAAUUCUGUGGACAUUCUGGACACACAGGACAGUAGGGACCAUAUUUGGAAUAAUGGCGAGAGUGCAGUGAAUGCAGAAAUAAGUGAAGUUCAGUUGGAUCAGGAUCAGAUGGCAGCUUUGGAAAUGAUUUGCUCCAAUGCUGUGACAGUUAUAAGUGGGAAAGGUGGUUGUGGGAAGACCACAAUUGUUAGCCACCUUUUUAAGCAUAUUGAGCAGUUGGAAGAAAGAGAAGUAAAAAAAGCUUGUGAAGAUUUUGAACAAGACCAGGAUGUACCAGAAGAAUGGAUUACCUUUACUGAGCAAAGUCUACUGAAGGCAGACAAAGCUAUAGAAGUUUUACUUACAGCACCUACAGGGAAAGCAGCUUGCUUACUGAGACAGAAAACUGGUUUUAACGCUUAUACACUAUGUCAGGUCAAUUAUAGCUUCUAUUUAUGGGAGAAAAAAAACACCACCAAGAACAGGCCAUGGAAGUUUUCUUCUGUUAGAGUUCUGGUUGUGGAUGAAGGGAGCUUGGUAUCUGUAGGAAUCUUCAAAUCGGUUUUAAAUUUAUUGUGUGAGCACUCCAAACUUUCUAAGCUUAUUAUCCUUGGUGAUAUCAGACAGUUACCCAGCAUUGAACCUGGAAACUUGCUGAAAGAUCUUUUUGAGACUCUUAAGUCAAGAAAUUGUGCUAUUGAACUAAAGACAAACCAUAGAGCAGAAUCUGAGCUAAUUGUGGACAAUGCUACAAGAAUCUCAAGACGUCAGUUUCCGAAAUUUGAUGCACAGCUGAAUAUCUCUGAUAAUCCAACAUUCCCUGUCUUGAUACAACAGAAAACAUUUAUUUUUGUCAGACUUCCAGAAGAGGAUGCUGGUUCUCAAUCAUCAAAAAGUAAUCAUCAUCCCUAUUUAUAUUCUGCAGUUAAAACUUUACUCAAUGAAAAGGACCUGCAACAUGCAGAAACAUCACAAUUUAUUGCAUUUAGGAGGCAAGACUGUGAUGUUAUCAAUGCCUGCUGUUGCCAGCACUACACAGGCCGCCUCAUCAAAGACCAUCAGAACAGACUUCAGUUUGGAGUUGGUGAUAAAAUUUGUUCUACCAGGAAUGUUUAUCUCUCAGAGUUACUCCAUAAAACUAACUCUAACAGUCAGCAGACUGAAGAACUAGAGGCCAGUGGUGAACUUUUUAAUGGUAGUCCUCAUAGUUUUGCUAGAAAUAAGCAUGACUUUGAAAGUGGUAUUCGGCUGUGCAAUGGAGAGGUGUUUUUCAUAAGAAAGGAUAUAACUGAUGUAACUUUUGGAAAGAGAAGGUCUUUGACCAUUGAUAAUAUGGCUGGCUUGAAAGUAACUGUGGAUUUUAGGAAACUAAUGCAAUACUGUCACAUCAAACACGCGUGGGCAAGAACUAUUCACACUUUUCAGGGGUCUGAGGAGCGCACGGUCGUCUACGUGGUUGGGAAGGCCGGCCGCCAGCACUGGCAGCACGUUUACACUGCAGUGACCCGGGGCCGCUGCAGAGUGUAUGUGAUUGCAGAAGAGUCCCAGCUCCGGACCGCAAUUAUGAGAAACAAUGUUCCCAGGAAAACUCGUUUAAAACAUUUUUUGCAAAACAAGCUUUUGGAGAGCUGUGCAUCUGCCGCAGGUUUUGAAUCCCCGUUAAGGAGCUCUGGAGCCAGCGGAGGCGCCAGCACGCAGCCAUCAGCCUCGCCGCGCCCCACAGGCACGGCUGACCCUGGGACCCACAACGUCCGCAGAAGCGAGGCCUCCACCGCCGACGACAGUGUGUUUGCCUUUGCCGGGAGGUGGCCGUUGUCUUCAUCUGCGGCCGUGGAUGCAGAUGAAGAUCCGUCAAAGUCGCGAGGCUCCAAAAGAAGCUGUGGCGUGAAUGUGGAGGAAAGCCCCAGCAAAGUGCUCAUGGUGGAAGAAUCAUCUCCACAAGUGUCUUCCAAACUUCAGAAUCUGAGACUAAACAGUUUAACCCCCAGGCAACUUUUCAGACCUACAAAUGAUCAAGAAACUUAAUUUUAUUUCUGGUUGCUCAAAAUAAUUGUCUAUUUUUCCCCACUCAACACAAAACAGUGUCAUAACUUCAAAUAUGAAGAUAAAAGUGGAUGUCUGUAACUGGAGUUUUAUUUUUAAGGUGUUGGUGUUUGCAGAUGUUUUCGAUUGUUUUGAUCAAAGAAAAUCAAGGCAAUUUCAACAUCUGUCAUCAUGAGAACUAGUAGCACUGGGCAUAAAUGAGGGAAAAAUGUUGUAUGUUAAAAAAAACAACUCUGUACUUUUAAAGUGUUUUACUUUUAGUAUCAUGCCUUAUUAACUUCUAUGAUCACUGUGGGUGAUCUUUGCCAAUGGGUUGAAAGGAUGGUAAAGAUAAACUGUAAUUGCAUCUUUUAUAUUAUUGACACACAUUUCAGAAUGUCGUGUCUUCUGCUAAGUGGUCAUCUCAUAAGGCUGCCAUUUAUUCCAUCCCUGUUGCCUGGACCUACCUCAUCUGGGAUUUUUUUCCUAGAAAUUCCUUCUGAGUUGGGAGCACAUUGUGUUUUUUUGUUUUUGUUUUUCUUAACUGGAGAUGUAAUUGACAUAUAACAUUAUAUGAGUUUAAGGUGUCCAACCACGUUGACCCGAUGCAUGUCUGUACCACAGCGUGUUGACCACUGUAGCAUUAGCUAGCACCUCUAUCAUGUCACAUGACUACCACUUUUUUGGGAGCACGUUGUUUUGAGAUACUCGGGAAAUUUUUUUUCUCUCAGAAUAAGAGAAUUUUAUUUGAUUUUUUUAAAUAAGAGUUUUUAUUUACUGUUAAGUGGAAAAGGAAAAAGUCAAAAGAUUUACUGUUAUCCCGGUGUUUUUAAAAACAGCUUUAUGGAGAUCUAAUUUAUGUACAGUUCACGCAUUUAAAAUGUACAUAUGAGUGGCCAUUAGUAUAUUCACACAUAUAUUUGUGCAGCCAACACCACAGUCAAUUUCAGGACGUUUUUAUCACUUCCAAAAUCAACCCUGUACGUCUUAGGUCUUGUCCCCUUUUCCACUCCAGCCCAAGGCAAGUACCAAUUGACCUUGUCUCCACUGAUUUGUCUAUUCUGGAUAUAUCAUACAGUGUGCGGUCCUUUGCUGCUGACUUCUUUGACUUAGCAUGGUGUCUCCAAACUUCAUGUUGUAGCAUGUAUCAGUGCUUCAUUUCUUUUUUUUAAGGUUAAAAAAAUUAUGUACAAACAGCUAACAUUGUUUCUUUCAUUGGGUAGAAGUCUUGGCGAAUUCACUCAAGGAAUAUCGCUCAGUCAAACUUGAUGAAGACUAUAUCUUUUGCAUACUAAUGGAAAAACUGGCAGCAUAUGUGGAGGCUUUAUUUCUGGAUCAGACUGUGUUGGUUGGGCUGACUUGGCGAGAUCAGGAGCCCUGGCUGAGUUUUUGCAAGUGGCUCCAGUGAGCUGCAAGUGACCCAUCGCUUUCCAUGGUGCAGUGAGGCAAAAUGUCUUCAUCUCUUUUAUUAUACCAAAGAAUAUUCCAUUGUAUGGAUAUUGUGCAUUGAGUUUAUCCAUUCAUGAGAUGAUGAACAUUUGGGUUGUUUCCACUUUUUGGCUAUUAUAAUUAAUGCUGCUAUGCACAUCUGUGUACAGGUUUUUGUGAGGAUGUGUGUUUUCAUUUCUCAGUUAUACACUAGGAGUGGUAUUGCUGGGUCAUAUGUAAAUCUAUGUUUAAUUUUUUGAGGAACUGCCAGACUGUUUUCCAAAGCAACUGGGCCAUUUUAUAUUUACACUAGCAGUAUGUGAGGGUGCCAGUUUCUCCACAUUCUCCCCAACACUUCUUAUUAUCUGACUUUUUGAUUAUAGGCAUCCCAGUGGGUGCAAAGUAUAUUUCAUUAUAGUUUUGAUAUAAGUUUUCUUCAUGGCUAAUAAUGGGAAUCAUCUUUACAUGUGCUCUUGGCCAUUGGUUUGACCUCUUCUGAGAAAUAUCUUUAGAUCUUUUUCCCAUUUUUAAAUUGGGUUAUUUUUCUUAUUAUUGAAAUGUAGGGUUUUAUAUAUUCUACAUUCAAGUCCCUUAUGAGAAACAUUUGCAGAAAAUUUUUUUCCCUUUCUGUAGGUUUUAUUUUCACUUCCUUGAUGGUGUCCUUUGAAGCACAAGUUUUCAAUUCUGAAGAUGUCCGUUGUAUCUGUUGUUGUUACUUGUGCAUUUGGUGUCAUAGCUAAGAGACCAUUGCCUAUCCAUAGUCAUGAAGAUUUACUCCUGUUUUCCUUCUAAGGGUUAGUAAUAGUUUUAAGUCUUACAUUUAGCUCUGAUUCAUUUUGAGUUAAUUUUUGUGUAUGGUGAGGUAGGGUUCCAAUUUCAGUCUUUGGCAUGUGGAUGUUCAGUUGUUACAGAUCCAUUUUUUGAAGAGACUGUUCUUUCCCCAUUGAAUUGUCUUGGCACCCUUGUCAAAAAUCAAUUAAUUGUAAAUAUGAGGGUUUAUUUCUGAAUUCUGGAUUCUUGCUAGUCAGUACCACACUGUCUUCAUUAGCUUUGUGUAGUAACUUUUGAAGUCAAGAAAUGUGAGUCCUCCAAUUUUUCUUCUUAUUCCAGCUUUUUGGCUGUUCUGGGUCCCUUGCAAUUCCACAUGAAUUUUAGGAUCAGCUCAUCAGUCUCUGUAAAGCAGCCAGCUAGGAUUUUGAGAGGAUUAUGUUGAAUCCAUAGAUCUGGGGAAUAUUGGUCUCUUAAUAAUAUUAAGUCAUCUGUUCCAUGAACAUGGAAUGUCUUUCUAUUUAUGGCUUCUAUCAUUUCUUUCAACAAUGUUUUGUAGCUCCAGAGUAUAACUUUUAUACAUCUUUUAUCAAAUUUAUUCCUAAGUAUUUUAUUUUUGAUGCUACUGACAAUGAUGUUUUCUUAUUUUUUGCCUGUUCAUUUCAACUGUAUAAAAGUACAAUUGAUUUUUGUAUAUUCAUCUUGUAUCAUGCAACCUUGCUAAACUCAUUUAUAGUUUUAAUAGGUUUUCAGUGGAUUCCUCAGGCUUUUUCAUGUGUGAGAGUAUAUUAUCUGCAAAUAGAGAUAGUUUUACUUCUUCUUCUCUAAUCUGGAUGCCUUUUAUUUCAUACCACCAUAGCUAGAACCUCUAUUAACUAGAAGUGGUGAGAAUGGACAUCUUUGCCUUUUUCCUGUGAAUUUACAAGGCCUGCAAGGCAAUCUGCAAAAAUGAAAAUGUUGGGACUAUGGGUAUAUAUUUUUUUAAGGUAGUGUAAUUAAAAUUUGUACUUUUUAUAGCUAUUGUAGAUGUAUUUCAUAGAAUAUAUGUAAUAUUCUCUGAAGGCAGAUGUUGUGAUCCUUGAGUUAAGAUCUGUCUUUGUCACUGAAAAUAAAUGUGCCAUUGGUGGGGGGUGUUUUGUUUGAGGCUGUUUAGCCCGUUCACAGAUCUUGUACAUCUUGUCCUUAUAACAGUCCUGUAGUGCAGAUACGCACUCCGUUUCACAGGUGGUGCAACUAAAUCAUGGUAAGUAAAUUUCAUACCACCAAUGAGUGCCAGAGCUGCCUCAAAUCUAGAUCCAGUUUUAGAACCUAUGCUCAUCCCACUCUGCCAUGUAGCUUUUCAAGUUUAUGGCAAAACCUUCCUCCUUUAGAAAAUUGUGUAACAAUAAGCAUGUGUAGGGCUCAGUCUAGAACAUGAAAAUAUACUCAAAGGAACAAAAAAAAAACACAUACCAUGUUGGUUUUUUUGCUUUUUAAAAUCACUGUUUAUUCCAUUUGAUAGAGGGUUUUUCUUUUUCCAUACAAAUAUUUGCAACAAUUUUGAAUUCCCCAAAACCAUACAUUGACGAUAAAUACCAUGCUAAUAAAGUAUUAAAUUUGUACAAAAAUACUUUACAGCUUAAUACUUGUUUGUUACAAAUAAAAAUACAUAUUUAAGUGA
Molecule: messenger RNA, 7147 nt
Organism: Manis pentadactyla (Chinese pangolin)
Lineage: Eukaryota; Metazoa; Chordata; Mammalia; Pholidota; Manidae
Gene: HELB
Product: DNA helicase B
Exons: 13
Coding region: 58-3294 (1078 amino acids)
Source: RefSeq, a predicted model, not a curated record